AUGGGCCCAUUUCCUGCCUCAUUCGGUAAUGAGUAUUUUCUUGUGGCAGUUGAUUAUGUUUCGAAAUGGGUAGAAGCCAAGGCUAUAAAGACCAAUGAUCACAAGGUGGUUAUGUCUUUUAUUCAGGAGUACAUCUUUAGCCGUUUUGGAUUUCCCAGGGCCAUCAUUAGUGAUGGUGGCUAUCAUUUUAGACAUUGGAGGUUAGAGGCUUUACUGAAGAAGUACUCUAUUACCCACAAAGUGGCCACCCCUUAUAAUCCCCAGACAUCUGGUCAGGUGGAGGUUGGUUCCACUCGCCGUCUCAAGUUAUCCGAAUUAGAGGAGUUGCGCAAUGAUGCCUAUGAGAGCUCACGCAUCUAUAAAGACCGAACUAAGGCGUUUCAUGAUAAACACAUAGUUCGGAAGUCCUUUGAGCCUAAUCAGCGUGCAGCUAAGAAAGAGAUUAGCUUGGAUUCAAGGGAUUCAGUCUUCGGUAGAGAAGCAAUUAUUGUCUUCCUGGCACUUGGGAAUACUAGUAGCGCAGAGGAUCGUGCCAUUUAUCUUGCCUUAGCAGACGAGGAGCAUAUGAAGGGGGAAGCCAGCAAAACAACGAAGUUUGAAAAAGGACUCAAACCGGAGAUUGGAUCUAUUCUGUCGGUCCUAGACAUUCAGGAUUACGCUCAAAUGGUCGACAAAGCAAAGACUACAGAGGACAGAUUGAAAGAGAAGGCUAUACGGUCACCUGGUUCGGGCAAAAGGCCAAGUAAGUUGCACUCUAGAUGGGAUGAUCCUUAUAUUGUUAAAAUUGUUUUUCCUCAUGGGGCUAUUGACGUUGUCAAUCCAAGUACAAGCGCUACUGUUAAAGUGAAUGGCCAACGUUUGAAACCAUACAUUGAGAUGCCCGUUCCAGUUUUGGAAGGGGUCAUGGAUCUUCAUAAGCUUCUUUACCUUGAUGAUUGA
Messenger RNA from Telopea speciosissima, 939 nucleotides. RefSeq lists its product as uncharacterized. The transcript has 5 exons. The record is from RefSeq and is a predicted model, not a curated record. Gene Ontology annotation, molecular function: nucleic acid binding. Gene Ontology annotation, biological process: DNA integration. Bases 1 to 939 code for a protein of 312 amino acids. Lineage: Eukaryota; Viridiplantae; Streptophyta; Magnoliopsida; Proteales; Proteaceae.